AUGGAGGGCGGCUGCAUGCUGGUGGUGUUGAAGUCGCAGGACUGUCUUGUGGUGGUCUCCAUCUUCCUGCUCGCAUGCAGCUCGAUCCUCAUAACCUGCGGCUCUAUCCUCCUUACCCUGCUCGAGACCCCCGAGUACUGUCAGAUCUUAGCACGGCAAUGCCAGCAGUUCGGUCUGGAGGAUCUACAGAACAUCUCAACGAUCUGUGGGUACGACAACCACAGAUGUUAUGUACAGAACGUCUUUCCGAUCUCACUGCAGACCAUUGCUGUCUACUGUUGCUAUCUGACUAGUACCAUUCCUUUCUUCAUCGGCACCUGGAACCUUUGCUUCAUGCGAGUGCGGUGGCGAUGUUCGGUACGUCAGGUGGUAGCCCUCGGGCUCUUCGUCUUGGUAGGAGCAGUCUUCUGCGCCAUCUCAACCUUUGUCACGUUGAACAGCUUUCGCGUUGCGUCGGGUCAAUGUGACAAUAUUAACAGUAGAAGCUCGAACCCUUGCUCUCAGUUCCUGGCCUUGCUUGUUGUGUUUUCUGUGAGCAACAUGUUGCUGAUAGCCUUGUUGACCAUGUCGAUGGUGAUCUUCCUCCUCAACAUCACCAUCGCGAGCUCGCAACAAGCAAUGCCGGCGCAGCAAGAGGAGGCCGAGGAGUCUGAGAGCGAAGAAGACGCUGCCGUCAGCCCUGUCGUACAUCCCAAUCACCGCUUCAGAUGUUUGCAGAGUCUUCGCGCCAACAAUCUCAUGAAGGUAGACUUUGAAGCAGCCCUGUCGGGCAACGUGAAAGUGCAAGAGGAAGCCAUGAAGCUUCUCUUCACCCCAGUCAGCGUGUCGAUAUGGGACUCGCCCUACAGUCCCAGUCAGACCAACGCUGGCUUGUUUCGAGGAGUGACGUUCAGGGUAGUUGUCUAUCAAGUCCCGCCCUUCGUGAACAUCGAAGACCCCGAGGCGACAUCGCUGGGGGAUCCAGGGAACGUGAAGCAGAAGCGCAACUACGUCAACGGCAAGAUAUCAGGCUUGAUUAUCGACCUCCUGGAGCAGAUUAAGACCCUUCUCAACUGUGAAUUCGAGUACCUCUAUCCAUGCAAGAAGUCAGACAACACCUGCUACGCUGCUGACUUCGCCUCCUCCUCUGCCGCCCUCCAGAUGCUCAACGUUGACGGGCCGGAGUCAAGCCUCUACUACGGGGGAGGAGCUGACAUGUGUCCGGACUUCAACUGCCUGGUCGGAGGGAACGUCAAGAUAUCGGAGAAGAACCUGCGCAACUACUUCUUCACACAGCCUUUCCUUCAGAACGGAUUCGUGCUCGUCACUCGAUCGGGAGAGGCAGAGCCAAAUAUCAUGAGCUGGGCUGAUCCCAUGACCUCGUUCGUGUGGACCAUCGUCAUGAUCGAAGUCAGCGUCGUCGCUCUUUGCCUCUGCUUCACCGAAGGGUACGGAUUCAUCAACAGCCUCUCCGAGUUCAGGUGGAAUCCAGUCCGUCUCCUCGUCGAGGGGUUCUACUGGUCGCUUCUCCAGCUGUUCGGGGCGGCUGCCAGGACUCCGGUGACGGUAGCUGGGAAAAUCUUGAUCGCCACUCAGCUGUUCUUCAAGCUCAUCCUCAUCUCCGUCUACACAGGGAACCUGAACUCCUUCCUGUCCUCCGUCCCGACCAGCACUAGAGUGGGGCGGAUAGAAGAUUUCUUCAAGACUACUAAGGGCUUCUCCAAGAGCAACAGCAUCUGCGUACCCUCGGAGAACCCAUCAGUCCAGCAGUACCUCCAGCUGCUGUCGGAGAACAACCCGGACUUCCAGUACCAGCGAGUCAACGGGACGACGGUCGAUGACUGCCUCAUGGCAGUCUACCUCAACAAGGCCACAGCGACUUUCUACGAUCAGCCGGUUGUGAUAGCGAAGCUUGCGUCCUCCUUCUAUCAGAACAGCCUGUGCGGUAACGUCGGGGGCUACUGCAGGGACCCCAACGCGACUACCAUGAAGACUCUGACAAACUUGACCGACCUGACCAAGAUCCCCAUCAACUCGGAGGUCACGCUCACCGUGCUAGGAGAAGAAGCAUGUAUCUGCCCUUCACUAGACGUUCAGUACAACUGCAUCAACAGCAACAACUACGAGUUCCUCGGUGUUUCAGGCAGUCUGGUCACUGUCGGCGAGCUCUUCAACAACUUCGGCUAUGGAUUCGCGUUCCGGAGGUCCGUAGACCCUAAGGCUCUCAAGUACACGACCUUCAACCAGGGUUCUCAGCUUGUGUGCCCGGGCUCAGGCCAGGGUCCCGUCACCCUGCAGCUGAAGAACGUGUCCGGCCUCUUUCUCUUCACUGGCUGCGGAGUCCUGCUGGGGACUCUCAUCGGACUAGGCGAGCUGCUGGUCAAGAUCAGCAUCGCCUGCUUCAAGUGCUGCAUGGAGUUUAAGAAGAGGGUUGAGGCUGAAAUCAAAGAUUAUGCUGACACUGUGAAACGUGAGCAAGGGCUUCCUGUUGAGCCUGAGCUCUCCGAGCACGGAAGGUUUGUACAGAACAUUGUUGACUCACUGGAUGAUACCAAGGAGAAAAUUCAGGAGAUUGAGAGCAUUUUAAGGAGGGUAAACAAGUGA
Guillardia theta CCMP2712 is the source of this 2583-nucleotide messenger RNA. RefSeq lists its product as hypothetical. Gene Ontology annotation, cellular component: membrane. Gene Ontology annotation, molecular function: ligand-gated monoatomic ion channel activity. The record is from RefSeq and is a predicted model, not a curated record. NCBI's taxonomy places the organism in Eukaryota, Cryptophyceae, Pyrenomonadales, Geminigeraceae. Bases 1 to 2583 code for a protein of 860 amino acids. The transcript has 16 exons.